Messenger RNA from Striga hermonthica, 420 nucleotides. The record is from the annotation of a GenBank genome assembly. Lineage: Eukaryota; Viridiplantae; Streptophyta; Magnoliopsida; Lamiales; Orobanchaceae.
AUGGCGAACGCGGCAUCUGGCAUGUCGGUGCACGAUGACUGCAAGCUGAGGUUCUUGGAGUUGAAGGCGAAGAGGAACUACAGAUUCAUAAUUUUCAAGAUCGAGGAGAAAAUCCAUCAGGUCGUGAUUGAGAAGCUCGGCCAGCCUGGCGAAAGCUACGAUGACUUUGCCGCCAGCCUUCCCGAAAACGAGUGCCGAUAUGCUGUCUUUGACUUUGACUUCACGACCGACGAGAACUGCCAGAAAAGCAAAAUAUUCUUCAUUGCUUGGUCACCUGAUGCAUCAAGAAUAAGGAGUAAGAUGGUGUAUGCAAGUUCAAAGGAUAGGUUUAAGAGGGAACUCGACGGUAUUCAAGUCGAGCUACAAGCAACAGAUCCAAGUGAGAUGAGCAUCGACAUUAUCAAGUCUCGUGCGCUUUAA